Molecule: messenger RNA, 2126 nt
Organism: Rhododendron vialii
Lineage: Eukaryota; Viridiplantae; Streptophyta; Magnoliopsida; Ericales; Ericaceae
Product: protein NRT1/ PTR FAMILY 5.2-like
Exons: 4
Coding region: 224-1957 (577 amino acids)
Biological process (GO): dipeptide transport; transmembrane transport
Cellular component (GO): membrane
Molecular function (GO): dipeptide transmembrane transporter activity; tripeptide transmembrane transporter activity
Source: RefSeq, a predicted model, not a curated record
UGAGGUCAGUUGGAAUUUCCUUUUUCUUUUUUCUUUAUUGAGCAUAAUGGAUUCAAUUUUUGGUCUAUAAGAAGGGUUGGUUUCAUAGUUCUAGGUACCCGCUUUUGUUCGAAACUAAGACACAUGUGCUAGUAAGAAGAAGCUGAAAGUUCCCCAAACUAGAGAGAGAGAGAGAGAGAGAGAGAGAGAGAGAGUUGUGGUGCUGCAAUUGAGCUCUAAAGACAUGGCUAUAGAAGAUCAGAGGGUCGAUGAGUACACACAGGAUGGGACUGUGGAUCUCAAAGGGAACCCUGUCCUUAGAUCCAAGAGAGGUGGUUGGAAGGCAUGCUCCUUCAUUGUUGUGUAUGAGAUGUUUGAACGCAUGGCCUACUGCGCCAUAUCGUCAAACUUGUUCCUGUACUUGACAACAAGGCUACACCAGGGAACGGUCACAGCGGCUAACAAUGUCACCAAUUGGGUUGGCACCAUUUGGAUGACUCCUAUCUUGGGUGCCUACAUGGCUGAUGCCCAUCUCGGUCGCUACUGGAUGUUUCUGAUCGCAUGCGCGAUUUAUCUUACGGGGAUGUCUCUGCUAACCCUAUCAGUUUCUGUGCCCGGACUAAGACCACCCUCCUGCGACACUACGGGGGACUGCAAAAUCUCAACCUUACAGUAUGGCAUGUUUUUUGGUGCACUCUACACUUUAGCCGUCGGGACCGGUGGGACAAAGCCCAACAUCUCAACGAUUGGGGCGGACCAGUUUGACGACUUUGAUCUCAAGGAGAAGUCCCAAAAGCUCUCCUUCUUCAACUGGUGGAUGUUCACUAUCUUCGUCGGGCUGCUCUUUGGAAACACGGUUAUUGUCUACAUACAAGAGAAUGUGGGCUGGUCUCUGGGCUAUGGGAUUCCAACUGUGGGCCUCGCGAUAUCCAUUACGGUCUUCCUGGCCGGUACACCAUUUUAUAGGCACAGGAAGCCCGCAGGGAGUCCAUUCACAAGGAUGGCCAAGGUCAUAGUUGCUGCUGCGAGGAAAUGGAGCGUAACUAUCCCAAGUGACUCUAAGGAACUCUAUGAAAUUGACUUGGGACAUUACACUAACGGGAAGACCAGAAUCGAUUCAACACCCACCCUGAGGUUCCUCAACAAAGCAUGUGUGAAAACAGAUUCAAACGACCCAUGGAUGCUUUGCCCUGUAACCCAAGUUGAGGAAACCAAACUGAUGCUACGAAUGAUACCGGUCCUAAUUGUCACAUUCAUUCCAAGCACAAUGACUGCCCAAGUCCCUACCCUCUUCGUGAAGCAAGGCACUACUUUGGAUAGAUCUUUCGGUCUCAUCAAGAUUCCCUCUGCUAGCUUGGGUGCUUUUGUGACCAUAUCCAUGCUUCUCUCCAUUGUUUUCUACGAUCGUGUUUUUGUCAAGAUAAUGAGAAAGUGGACGAAGAAUCCUAGAGGUGUCACUCUCCUCCAAAGGAUGGGAAUCGGCAUAGUCCUUCAUAUGGUUAUCAUGGUUGUAGCUUCCCUCACAGAGAGGUACAGGCUUAAAGUGGCCAAGGAGCAUGGAUUGGACAAAGUCCCGGGAGAAGUUCCCCUAUCAAUAUUCGUUUUACUCCCUCAAAACAUGCUUAUGGGAUUGGCAGACGCGUUUCUGGAAGUAGCCAAAAUCGAGUUUUUCUACGACCAAGCGCCUGAUAGCAUGAAGAGCCUCGGGACUUCUUAUUCCACGACUAGCCAAGGGGUUGGCAACUAUAUAAGCAGCUUCUUGCUCUCGACAGUCACUCGCAUUACUCAGGAACACGGCCGCAAGGGGUGGAUCCUGAAUAACCUAAAUGCCUCUCGCCUCGACUAUUACUACGGAUUUCUUGCAAUAUUGGUCUUCCUGAAUUUUAUCUUCUUCUUGGUUAUGACUAAGUUCUAUGUUUACAAGGCCGAAGUUUCCGAUUCGAUGGAAGUGCUUAAAGAGCAAAUUGAGGGGAAAUAAGGUACCUAGCGGCUAGCAGGCAAGAUGGCAAGAAGUGAAUGCUAGUAUCAGAAUUCAGAGCUAUAAUUUCAAGAGUGUAUCAGGUUUUAGCUACUGGGCUGAUGAAUUUUCAGAGCAAGUGCUUUUACCUUGAUUACCCUCGGAAUAGAAAGUUUUUCUUCAUAUUUCU